AUGGAUAUCCAAAAAGUAUCCAAAGAUGCCCAAUGUUGGAUCUUCCCAACAAUAUUGUGUGAUGCUGCUCAGGAAUGGUAUUUCAAGUUUCAACCGGCUAGCAUAACCUCUUGGGAGAUGUUUGUUAAAGAGUUUUAUGGCCAAUUUCAUGUUGUUCGUAUACAUCCUACAGAGGCUAACCAGCUAGUAGAUAUAAGGCAAAAAGAAGGAGAGCCUUUAAAUGAGUACAUUCAAAGGUUUAUGAGAGAAGCUGCUCAUGCCAAAACCGUGGGGGAUGAAGGAAAGAUGAUGUCCAUAACAAUUGGGGUUCAACGCCAAUCCCCACUAUGGAGCAGUUUACGAAAGAAUGGAGUUAAAACUACCCAAGAAUUUUUGGACCAAGCAAAUAAGUAUUUUAAGCUAUAG
This is a messenger RNA of Humulus lupulus (European hop), 405 nucleotides long. RefSeq lists its product as uncharacterized. The coding region runs from base 1 to 405 and encodes 134 amino acids. The transcript has a single exon. The record is from RefSeq and is a predicted model, not a curated record. Lineage: Eukaryota; Viridiplantae; Streptophyta; Magnoliopsida; Rosales; Cannabaceae.